This is a messenger RNA of Xyrauchen texanus (razorback sucker), 1890 nucleotides long. RefSeq names its product serine-threonine kinase receptor-associated protein-like. NCBI's taxonomy places the organism in Eukaryota, Metazoa, Chordata, Actinopteri, Cypriniformes, Catostomidae. The transcript has 10 exons. Bases 259 to 1248 code for a protein of 329 amino acids. Gene Ontology annotation, biological process: spliceosomal snRNP assembly. Gene Ontology annotation, molecular function: protein binding; RNA binding. Gene Ontology annotation, cellular component: SMN complex. The record is from RefSeq and is a predicted model, not a curated record.
CCAAUCCCGUUGCGCCGCGGUCCGGAAAUUAUGGCGUCUCUUCACACUAUUGCUUCCAUUAUGUUCCUGUAGCGUUAGCAAGGGCUCAAGUUUAGCUCACACACACUCACCCACACGAGUUGCACUUCGUGUAGCUGGUGGCACAGCACUGUAGCUGGGAGUGCAUCUCUGAGCUAUACAAUCAUCCUGACACUUAUCUGGCCUAAGAGUUCUUGUGUUUGUCGUUGUUUUGCUGUCUUUGCAAGGUCUCCUGUAAGUAUGGCUAUGAGACAGACUCCUCUCACUUGCUCUGGUCACACCAGACCUGUUGUGGAUCUGGCGUUCAGUGGAAUAACCCCUUAUGGAUAUUUUCUUAUCAGUGCUUGUAAAGAUGGCAAACCUAUGUUGCGCCAAGGAGACACAGGGGACUGGAUCGGGACGUUCUUGGGUCACAAGGGUGCUGUCUGGGGUGCCACCUUAAAUAAAGAUGCAACAAAAGCAGCUACGGCUGCAGCAGAUUUUACAGCAAAGGUGUGGGAUGCUGUCACUGGAGAUGAGGUCCUCACCCUUGCACACAAGCACAUUGUGAAAUCUGUGAACUUCACACAGGACAGUAAUUGUCUCCUGACAGCGGGGAAUGAUAAAGUACUGCGCAUCUAUGACCUCAGCAAACCUGAAGCAGAACCCCAGGAGAUUGCAGGCCACACCUCUGCCAUAAAGAAAGCUUUAUGGUGUAACAAUGACCAACAGAUUCUCUCGGCUGCCGAUGACAAAACAAUCAGACUUUGGGACAAGAACACCAAUGAGGCAGUGAAGACUCUUUCGUUUGAUGCCUCUGUCAGCAGCAUGGAGUAUGUUCCCGACGGGGAGAUUCUCGUCAUCACUUAUGGGAGAAAUAUCGCAUUCUACAAAGCUCAUAGUCUGGAACUGAUUAAGACAGUAGAUGCCCCUGCUUCCAUUCACUCUGCCUCCCUUCACCCUGAGAAAGACUUCUUUGUUGCUGGAGGAGAUGACUUCAAACUCUACAAAUAUGACUACACUACGAAAGAGGAAAUAGAGUCAUAUAAGGGCCACUUCGGGCCUGUACACUGUGUACGGUUUAGCCCUGACGGAGAGCUUUAUGCCAGUGGCUCAGAAGAUGGAACUCUGCGUCUGUGGCAGACUGCUGUAGGGAAAACAUAUGGCUUGUGGAAGUGUGUCCUGCCUGAGGAGCUGUCAUCAGAGAACUCUGAAGCACUGUACUGCCCUCCAGCAGAGAUCAAGGCCUGAGUUUGGGGAGGAAGACAAGGCAGCAAAAGAGGUCACACGAGAGGUCAGCGGAUGGGAUGGGACAAGGAAACCACACCCCAGCAAAGUGCUGUGCCACCAACCUUCAUCACUUGAGACGACCGUAUUGCCGAGCAUGACUUGGAAUGUGGAGAACAUCAAACAUACAUACGCACAUAUUGUGGAAGUGAGCAUCAGGAGAUAGUGGUAGAGCUGAGAGCGCUGGCAUAGAUGCUAAUCCUCUAGCUGCCUGCUCUUUCUUUGAUGCCCAUGAUAAACCGGUCGGCUCCUUUGUAGCGGUCUUUUUCUACAGCACUGCGAUCACUUUGGUUAAGAUUUCAUUUUUUGUUUUGGUGUUACAUCAUGUGCUAUUAGUACAUUUGUUUCUUUUUUUAAAGGAAUGUUCAAGAGCUCAUGUUCAAUUCUAUGGCAUCCCUUGGUGGAAAUGGUCCUAAGGAACACGUUAUUCAAAUGUUAUUCAAUAGUAGUGUGAACUUGUGGUAAAUGUUUUCCCCAUGAGAGAACCCGGAUGCUGGGAAAUAUGUAAACUGCAAAUAUGUAAAGCUUAAAAGUGACUUCAGUUCUUUAAUAAUUUGUCUGUUUGCUAAAUGACAAGUUGUAUAAUUUGGCCAAUAAAAUGUUGGU